AUGUCACCCCGAAAAGUCUGGUUUUCGACACCAUUGACAAGUGAAGAGCCGGACCCUACCUUGGCCGGUGAGUCCCUUGCCGGUGCUCUACGAAAGAAAGCCUUGGCAAAAUGGUGGGGUAAUUUUGUACCCAUAGACCAGUGGACACUGCUGAACGUCCGGCAUAAAUUUAAGGAUUUGCCAUUUCGAAAAUACGAUAUGACUCCGGAAACUCGGAUCGAUACUCCGGAUAGUCACUUGGGAGAUUCAACUCCUGACGUCUACGACCGCAACUUCGCCGGAGUGGAGGAGGCCAUUCAUGAACUCUCUGCGAUGUUUGAAGAUGAUUGGGUUAAGUCCCGAUCUCAACCUCCAUCGGUCGGAUCACCUCCAACGACCGAGUCAAUAGACGAGGUGGAGGAGCUGAUGGACUGUGAUGGUCCUUUGUAUGAUCUUGGGUGGGAUGGCAUUUCUGCUGUCUCACAGGAGGUCAGACCACCAUCCGAACAAGGUAUGGCUGCUUACAAUGGGCCAAUUUAUGAUCUCGGAUGGAGCGGAUUGAUGUAUCCGACUCUAUCUGCGAUUGAUCAUUCGGCUACACAUGUCCGAUCGCCAUCCUUGGACAGCACACGCGCUUUGGAUGGCAUCAAUCAAAGUCCUAUCUACAAUCUCGGUUGGACAUCGGACCCUAUACCGCCAUCGGUAGUAUCUGCGGAUGAGAUUGAAUACGGCCCUGUAUACGAUCUCGGAUGGUUGUGUACCGUGAUGUUGCCGGAGGAAGCCGAAGCCAUUGAUGACAACAACGACCUGGCGUAUGACCUCGGCUGGGCUGCGACAACGGAAGAGUCGCCGGCGGCAGACAACAAUGUUAUUGAUCUAACCAUAGAUGAGACACCCGAACCCUCUGCACGGCUCCCAAUGGAGGAAGAGGUUAUAGACUUGACCAAAGAAGAUUCCCCUGUUUAUGAUCUCAGAUGGGGAUCUAUGGCCGAUGGCAAAGAAACAGCAAAAUCUGGGUGUUCGUCACCCAUAAGGAUGGAUAUGGAUGUUCACAGUACAUCUCCGUCAAAUCAUGCGAGGGAGGCCGAGGACAAGAUCUUCCGGAUGAAUCGUCUCAUGAAGGUGAUUGGCAAUGACAUGACCGAUGAACAUGUCCAUGCAAUUGUUGAAAAUGCCGUCUACAGAUUGAAAGAUUCCCGCAUUCCUGAUCAAAUACUCUUCGACAACAGGCGCAUUUUUGGGAUGUUUGCCGACUCGCGAAACUGA
Messenger RNA from Suillus plorans, 1245 nucleotides. RefSeq lists its product as uncharacterized. Lineage: Eukaryota; Fungi; Basidiomycota; Agaricomycetes; Boletales; Suillaceae. The record is from RefSeq and is a predicted model, not a curated record. The coding region runs from base 1 to 1245 and encodes 414 amino acids. The transcript is spliced from 7 exons.